This is a messenger RNA of Anneissia japonica, 2331 nucleotides long. Its product is annotated as THUMP domain-containing protein 1-like. Gene Ontology annotation, biological process: tRNA modification. Gene Ontology annotation, molecular function: RNA binding. Lineage: Eukaryota; Metazoa; Echinodermata; Crinoidea; Comatulida; Comatulidae. The record is from RefSeq and is a predicted model, not a curated record. The coding region runs from base 176 to 1306 and encodes 376 amino acids. The transcript has 4 exons.
UGUGGGUGACUUGACAGUAUAUAAUGUGUACUGUUUUUUUUAUUUAGAUGGGGGAGAGAUGCUGUCGGACAGGGGUGUGAUUAUGGGGGCUUGAUCUCUGAGCCCUGAGGCACUUAGUUUUAAUAGUAUGGUAAUAUUCCACCUGUCUUCUGAUCAAUCCAAACGGUUGUAGAAAAUGGCAGAAAAACGGAAAUAUAAGAGGCCGAAGUCAUACUAUAUUAAAUCAGCAAAUAAAAAGUUUAGGAAGAGUGGAAAUGAAUUAGACGCAGACAUGAAGGGUUUCCUGAUUACUUGCAAUCGGAAUGAAUUUGAGUGCAGGAAAGAUGCCUACCAGCUCCUGAAUGAGUAUGCUGAUAAGCUAUAUGGUCCCAUCCAAGACGAUAAAAAAGAUGAAAGUGGUGAAGAAGACUUUGACUUGGCCCUGAAGAAGGAAGUCGCAGAUUUGAAAGAAAAGAGGAAAUGGCGAUUCAAUGCUAUGAAAACUGGUACUAAUAGCGUCCUGUUUAUAUCAGCAGAGAUUGAAAAUCCAUGUGAACUUGCACAUCACAUCCUCACUGAUCUCCAGCAGACAAAGAAGCUGAAAUCACGCACCAUCUUGCGUCUCCUUCCCAUAACCGGCACAUGUAAAACCUACGAGGACAAGAUGGAGAAACUCGCAGAAGAAGUUGUGGCUCCACAUUUUGAGUUCAGUUGUAAAACUUACAUGUAUGUUGUUAAAAUCCGAAGCAAUAACGCUGUAAGUCGUGGAAGCAUUAUUAAGAUUCUGGACACGGUUAUUCGACGUAAUGAAGAUCUGAAUCAUCAAGUGAACAUGGAUGAUCCAGAUCUUGUGAUCCUCAUUGAAGUCAUCCGCAACAUCUGCUGCUUCAGUGUCAUCAAAGAUUACAAGAAAUUCAAGAAGUAUAAUUUGCAUUCCAUUGUAGAAGAACCAAAAAAAGAGAAGAAAGAUGAGGUGGAAGAUAAAACAGAAGGAAAUAAUUGCAGUCAAGGAGAGGAGAAAGGUCCUGCAAUUGAGAGUACACCAGCAGAGAUGGAGACAUCCACUGCAAUUCAUGAACCUGUUGAAGUGAAAGAAACAGAUGAGCAUUCAAAAACAGCUCUAAAUGUUGCUGGCGAAGACCUCAAUGAACCUGAAGCAGAUAAGAAUGCCAGUAUGUCUGUCAAGGUUACUGAUGACUGUGUUGAUGAUGUCUGCAAUCAUCCAGAGGCUACUGGUGAUGACAGCAAACAACCAGAUGGACACAAGAUUGAUGACACUGUAGGUGAUGAAAGCAAACCACCAGAGGGUGAUGCUGUUGUACUGUAGUUUCAAAAUAGUAACCAUGGUUUUUAGAGGCCAAGGAGAGAAAAGCAUCUUCAGGUUCUAAAAGUCCUUGUUGUGAUACAGUGUAAUUGGAAAGAGAGAAGAUGAUAUCCUCUGCCACAAUUUUCAGCAGAGAUUGCAGGACUACAUGCAGUCCCAAAUGCUAAAACUAUCACAGAAAUCAAUCAUAACUUGGGCCUACGUCACUGAUUAUUCGUUAAUGUUAAUAGCCAUUCUCAGUAAUCUUGUAUACUACCGGUACCUGCAUGCUUAGUGGAAAAAUAUAAUAAGUGGAUAAAGCGGUGUUAGGUUAGCACUAAGCUUUCGGACUAACUUAAUUUAAGUUAGCCUAUAAAAUGCUGUGGUGGUUUUAAUUUUAUACAUGAAGAAAUAUGUCACUUUUUUUUGCCCACGUAAUUAUGACGUUAUAACUAAGGGACAUUGUAACUUGGUCUGUACCAGUAAUCAAUCUUUUUUCUAAUGAAUUUUCUAAUUCUUAUGAAUGGAAAUUGAAAAAAAUUAAUCUUUAGCCUGCUCUCUUCAUACGGAUCUCUGUAAGCAUGUCAAGUUUAAUUGCAAUUCGUCCUUCAAUGUCACAGCCUUUAGGUAAAAACUUGAGGCAUUGUCAGUGACCUUUGACAUUCUAUGAAUAUUGAAAUAUAACAUGUAUUAUAAACUCAGCACAUUAAAUUUUAUAUAAAGAACAAUUUUUCUUUUCUGACCAUUUCUACUGUGGUGUGGUGUUACUGUAAUAUUAUACUAGAAAUGAAAUCAGAAUGGAUGCUCAUAAGUUUGUAAAUUAAUUUAUUAUCCAAAAUUUAUACACUCUUUAAAUUACAUUAAUCUAAUUGACCACAUACCUGAAAUGCAAAACAAAAUGGCAAGGAAUGAUUGUGAUUUCAAAAUAUUAUUACAGUAUUAUUAAUUUUAAGAAUACAUAAAAUAAAAUAUAAAGAGCAUUUUGAAUAAGUUCAGUAAUGCUCCUUAUAUUUAUAAUUGAACCCCCAAUACAAUGCACUGCUAACACA